CAGAGACACAGAAUCAGAGAUAGAGACACACCCAGCAGAGAGAGAAUGAGAACAAGAAGUGGUGUUUGUUAUCGAAAUCUUGAACAGCGUAAAACAGAGAUUAAGAAGAGGAUGAGAAAACGGAUUACUAAUACUAAUUACAAUUACUGUACUUACAAUCAAGAAGAAAUUUGUUGUAAAAGAAGAAAAAAGAUUGAUUACUUAGAUGAAUUACCAGAUGAUAUUGUUUUAUCCAUACUCUGUAAAUUGAGUUCUACUGUGAAUACUCCUUCUGAUCUCUUCAAUUUAGUACUAACAUGCAAAAGACUAAAUAAUCUAGCUCUGAAUCCUUUGGUAUUGUCAAAAGCUUCUCCAAAAUUACUUACAGUGAAAGCUAAGAAUUGGUCUGAAUCAUCUCAUAGAUUCUUGAAACAAUGCUCUGAUUCAGGAAACAUUGAAGCCACUUAUACUCUAGGCAUGAUCCGAUUUUACUGUCUAGAAAACAGAGGAAGUGGAGCAUCAUUAAUGGCAAAAGCAGCCAUGAAUUCAUACGCACCAGCUUUAUAUUCAUUAGCAGUGAUACAAUUCAACGGUAGUGGAGGUACAAAAACAGAUACAGAUUUACGUGCUGGUGUAGCCUUAUGUGCUCGUGCUGCGUUUCUUGGUCAUAUUGAUGCAUUACGUGAACUCGGUCAUUGCUUACAAGAUGGUUAUGGUGUUCGACAAAACGUUACAGAGGGUCGACGCUUUUUGAUUCAUGCUAAUGCUCGAGAAGUUGCCGCAGUUCUUUACUCUCAUCCUCCUUCUACGUCGAUAUUGUUUCAUGCUCAACAACUGAAGCAUAGUAAUGGUGUAUCGUGUCCGUUAUUAAGUGAUUUCGGAUGUAACGUACCACCACCGGAAGUUCACAUUGCCAACCGUUUCUUAACCGAGUGGUUUGAAAUUAAAGGCACGAGUAAUGUAGAUGAUGUGGAGGACGCCGGCCCUGAUGGUGAUGGAUUAGGUUUAAGACUUUGUUCACAUGCUGGGUGUGGAAGGCCUGAGACAAGAAAGCACGAGUUUAGACGUUGCUCGGUUUGUGGUGCGGUGAAUUAUUGUUCUCGGGCUUGUCAGGCCCUUGAUUGGAAGUUGCGCCACAAGGCUAACUGUGCACCAACAGAAGAGUUUAUUGUUGUUGAUGCCCAUGGUAAUGGAGUCGAUGGGGAUGUUGGCGGUGAUGUUAUCGGGGUCGAAGACGAAGAUGUAAUGAUGGCUGAGAGCUGACGGCGGUGACAAUUACUAGUGAUGCGGUUAAAUUUGAGAGUUCUUUUUCCUAUUCCGGGUUUCCUUUUUUUUUUCUUCUUACUCCUACUCUUUUUUUUUGGGUCUAAAGAAUAGAAGAGAAGUACGACGUAGCCGAAGCGGGAAAAUGUGUAAAGCGAAUGCAAAUCAAAAAGAAAUAUUAGAACGAAAAUCAUGGCAGUACAUGUCAUAGUUUCUUAAAUAUAUCCAUUCAAUUUGGUACCA
Papaver somniferum (opium poppy) is the source of this 1485-nucleotide messenger RNA. RefSeq names its product F-box protein At1g67340-like. NCBI's taxonomy places the organism in Eukaryota, Viridiplantae, Streptophyta, Magnoliopsida, Ranunculales, Papaveraceae. Bases 46 to 1242 code for a protein of 398 amino acids. Gene Ontology annotation, molecular function: protein binding. The record is from RefSeq and is a predicted model, not a curated record. The transcript has 3 exons.